AUGGUAAUUGUGGGUGGCUUAACAGGGUUGGCUGUUUCAGGCUUUGCUGUUGUUACUGCAGGUUUAGCUGUUGUUGCUACAGGUUUGGCUGUUGUUGCUGCUGGUUUGGUUGUUGUCUUGGCUGUUGUUGCUGCAGGUUUUACUGUUGUUGCUGCAGGUUUAACUGUGGUUACUGCAGGUUUUGCAGUUGCUACUGCAGGCUUGGCUGUUGUUGCUGCAGGUUUUGCAGUGGUUGCUGCAGGUUUUGCAGUUGUUGCUGGUUUAGUUGUUGUUUUAGGUUUUGCUGUUGUUGCUGGAGGCUUCACAUUAAUUUCAAUAUGUAUAGUGCCAGAACCAGUAUUAGUUCCAGUUUCUCCUUCGCCAUUUGUUACCUCUUCACCAGUUACUGCUUCUUCGCCAGUUUCUUCUUCACCAGUUCCUUCCUCGCCUGUCUCUUCUUCAACUGCUUCUUCCUCACCUGUCUCUUCUGCGCCGUUUUCUUCUUCGCCGCUUUCUUCUUCGCCGGUUUCUUCUUCGCCGGUUUCUUCUUCGCCG
Molecule: messenger RNA, 534 nt
Organism: Stomoxys calcitrans (stable fly)
Lineage: Eukaryota; Metazoa; Arthropoda; Insecta; Diptera; Muscidae
Exons: 1
Source: RefSeq, a predicted model, not a curated record